CGCGCCACAGCCACUGCCUCCUUCUCACUGAGCAGGUUAGCUCAGACGGUCGGUCUGAAACCCCGCAGUCCGGUUACCGGCGCCUGUUUAGCUCGCGAGCAGCGUGUCCGCCGCCAUGCCCAUGUACCAGGUAAAGCCCACGUGUGGAGAGAUAACGGUAGAUUUACCGACCUGCAUGUACACGCUACCGAAUGUCCACGCGCAGGGGAGCAGCUGCGGCGACCACGCGCUCCAGAAUGGGGAGGUGGAUCCUGCUCUCAAAGCGCUGGAGGCUCGUCAGGACGAGAUAAUGCGAAAGCUGUACGAGCUGAAAGCAGCAGUGGACGGCCUGGCCAAGACAGUCACUACUCCGGACGCCGACCUGGACGCCACCACGCUGUCGCAGAGUCCUGCGGUCAGUGCCUUCAUGGGCACGGCUGAUCUGGACGCCCUUCUUGGCAAGGAUCUUGGUGCUCUGAGGGACAUUGUGAUCAAUGCCAACCCGGCCACUCCGCCACUCUCGCUGCUGGUGCUGCACGGGCUGCUAUGCCAGCGCUACCGCGUGCUCUCCAACGUGCACGUCCACUCGUCCGUCUCCAGCGUGUCCCCGCAGCUACUCUCAUGCCUAGGGCCGCAGCGCACCGACAGCUACACCCGCCACCGCUUCCAGCUGGGCUUCACACUCAUAUGGAAAGACGUGCCAAAACUCCAGAUGAAGUUCAGCACCCAGAGUAUGUGCCCCAUUGAGGGCGAGGCUAACGUCGCUCGCUUCCUGUUCCGUCUCCUGGGCGCUGAACCACAGGACCCGAUCACUGCCACACAGGUGGACUCCUGGGUUGACACAGCCGUUUUCCAGCUAGCUGAAGGGGGCGCAAAAGAGCGGGCAGCCGUCCUGCGCUCUCUCAACAGCACUCUGGGCCGCACGCCUUGGCUGCUGGGUCAGGAGCUCUCGCUGGCCGACAUCGUGUGCGUGUGCUGCCUCCUGCGGGCCGGCCAGGCCUCGUCCGCCCCGACCAACGUCCAGCGCUGGCUCCAGUCCUGCCGCAACCUAGGCCACUUCGACUGUGUGUACCCCCUGCUGCAGUGAGGAGAACCGAGAGUAGGCUACAAUAAGGGGCUUUGGGUUUAGUAACAGAUACAGAAAAGACUAAAGAGAUUUAUCCAUGCCAGUAAGUUAAAUGAAUUGCAGGGAGGCACAUUAAGGUGAUGAUAUGAUAUUAUAUAUACAAUGCAGAUAGAUCAGAUAAGCUACAGCGAGCCCUGAUGAUGAAAGGGUUCAGAAAUCUGCAGGUCGACCCACACAGAAAUCAAAAGCCAAUAUUGAGGGUCCAGCAAGACCUGAGAUCAGUAUGAAUAUGCAAGUGCUCUGACAAUAAUGAGAAUAAUGCAUAUAAUAUUAUAAUAAGUGAUAUCGAUGUGGACUGUUGCGAAACUACAGUCAUAAAUGUAAUCUGUGCACUAAGAGCAAAAAGGGUGGUCUGGUCAUUCAGAGCAUAGUCGAUACUGGGUACGAUACGAAUGCUGCAAACACGUCUCCCCUCCACCUUGUGCCUAACAUGAUGAAAAUGUACAUGUACUGUGUGUAAUAUGUUAAUACCAAACGUUGCGGGGUCAUUCAGUGAAUCAGUUCAAAUGUGAAGCAGUGGACCUACUGGUAUUGUAUGAGUGGUGUGAGAAACUUUGUAGCGUCUUUUUGUUAAAGCCUAUUAAAAUUUUCACAUUGGGUCAAACUUUU
Astyanax mexicanus (Mexican tetra) is the source of this 1714-nucleotide messenger RNA. RefSeq names its product aminoacyl tRNA synthetase complex interacting multifunctional protein 2 (gene aimp2). Lineage: Eukaryota; Metazoa; Chordata; Actinopteri; Characiformes; Acestrorhamphidae. The transcript is spliced from 4 exons. Gene Ontology annotation, cellular component: aminoacyl-tRNA synthetase multienzyme complex. The record is from RefSeq and is a predicted model, not a curated record. Bases 116 to 1066 code for a protein of 316 amino acids.